AACGCAUGCUCAGUGAUGCAUCCAUAGAAGAAAACAGUUCAAUUUUGCCUGUACGUGAUGAAGGGAGUAUUUGUUAUUGUAAAGUGAAAAAUACCGAGUUUCUGAGGAAAAGGUGAUAACAAGAAUAGUGAUAAACGUAUUUCGCGGUUUAAUCAUAGGCCGUCAGAGCCUUCCUCUCUAGAAAAUGACAACCGACAUAAGUAUAGUUCGGUGGGAUCCGACGCUCCAACAGGAGAUUGUAGAAGACUAUGAAUAUGAUGGUGGGAAUUCAUCAUCACGACUAUUCGAGAGAUCUCGUAUUAAGGCUUUAGCAGACGAAAGAGAAAGCGUUCAAAAAAAAACUUUUCAAAAAUGGGUAAAUUCACACUUGGUCCGGGUAAAUUCACGCAUCGCAGAUUUGUACACAGACCUUCGAGACGGAAAAAACCUAAUAAAACUACUGGAAGUGCUUUCUGGGGAAAGACUGCCUCGGCCAACGAAAGGAAAAAUGAGAAUUCACUGCCUGGAAAAUGUAGAUAAAGCGCUGCAGUUCUUGAAAGAACAGCGUGUACAUUUAGAAAAUAUGGGAUCUCACGAUAUAGUCGAUGGUAAUCCAAGACUGUCACUUGGGUUAAUUUGGACAAUUAUCCUGAGGUUCCAGAUACAGGACAUCACAAUUGAAGAGACUGAUAAUCAGGAAACAAAGUCUGCCAAGGAUGCGUUGUUGUUGUGGUGUCAAAUGAAGACUGCAGGCUACCAUAAUGUGAACGUACGAAACUUCACAACAUCGUGGAGAGACGGUCUGGCAUUCAACGCUCUGAUACACAAACACAGACCGGACCUGAUCCAAUUCGAAAAAUUGUCCAAGGCAACCCCUAUUCAAAAUUUAAAUAAUGCAUUUAACGUGGCCGAGGAUAAAUUAGGUUUGAUAAAGUUGCUGGACGCCGAAGAUUGUUAUGUGGACCAACCCGAUGAGAAAUCAAUCAUCACAUACGUCGUCACGUAUUAUCAUUACUUUAGUAAAAUGAAACAGGAGACGGUGCAGGGGAAGAGAAUUGGUAAGGUCGUCGGUAUAGCCAUGGAAAACGAUAGAUCGAUCAAGGAAUACGAAACUUUGACGAGCGAAUUGUUGAAAUGGAUCGAGGACACCAUAACUGCUCUUGGAGACAGGAAAUUCGAGAACAGUCUUGUUGGUGUUCAACAGCAACUGGGACAAUUCAACAACUACAGAACUGUGGAGAAGCCGCCUAAGUUUGUCGAGAAAGGAAACCUAGAAAUUCUGCUUUUCACUUUACAAUCUAAGAUGAGGGCGAACAACCAGAAACCUUACACUCCCAAGGAAGGCAAAAUGAUAUCAGACAUUAAUAAAGCUUGGGAGAGGUUAGAAAAGUCUGAACAUGAGCGCGAGCUCGCCUUACGUGAGGAAUUGAUCCGGCAAGAGAAACUCGAACAACUCGCAGCUAGAUUCAACAGGAAGGCCAGCAUGAGGGAGACGUGGCUGUCCGAAAAUCAGCGUCUCGUAUCGCAAGACAACUUCGGUCACGAUUUGGCAGCUGUCGAGGCAGCGGCAAAGAAACAUGAGGCUAUCGAGACUGAUAUUCUGGCCUAUGAGGAGAGGGUACAGGCCGUGGUCGCCGUCGCAGGCGAACUCAAGGCCGAGAACUAUCACGAUAUGGAAAGAAUCAAUUCGAGGAAGGAGAACGUGUUGCGUUUAUGGAAUUACCUUUUGGAAUUGCUUAGAGCCCGUAGACAUAGGCUAGAAUUAUCGUUGAAUUUGCAGCAAACAUUCCAGGAAAUGAUACAUAUAUUAGAUGCCAUGGAGGAAUUGAAAGCCCGACUCCUUACCGACGACUACGGUAAACACCUGAUGGGCGUCGAAGAUCUACUGCAGAAACACAAUCUCCUAGAAGCCGACAUCAACAUCCUAGGCGACCGAGUCAAAUUGGUCGGCGGUCAGUCGCAGAAAUUCGUCGACGUCGAGGUCGAGGAAGGCUACAAACCCUGCGAUCCCGCCUUGGUUGCGGGAAGGGUCCAGCAGCUACAAGACGCCUAUAACGAGCUGGUAAGAUUGGCGGUCGAGCGAAGAUCGCGACUGGAAGAAAGCAGAAAACUGUGGCAAUUCUACUGGGACAUGGCCGACGAGGACAACUGGAUCAAGGAGAAGGAACAGAUCGUUUCCACGACCGACGUCGGACACGAUCUGACCACGGUCAAUCUGCUCCUGAGCAAGCACAAGGCCCUGGAGAACGAGAUAUCCGCCCACGAGCCGCAGUUGGAGGCUGUUCUGGGUAUCGGCGACGAGCUGGUGAGCACCGGACACUUUGGCGCCGAGAAGGUCCAAGAGCGACUGAACGAGAUUAGAUCGGCCUGGAAACAUCUGAUCGAUUUGGCCGCGUUCCGGAGGAAACGUCUCGAGGAGGCUGUGGAUUAUCAUCAACUGUUCGCGGACGCGGACGAUAUCGACAUUUGGAUGCUUGAUACUUUGAGGUUGGUCUCAAGCGAAGAUGUCGGAAGGGAUGAGGGCAAUGCACAGUCGCUUCUCAAAAAACACAAGGACGUUACCGAGGAGCUCAAGAACUACGCUAGCACAAUUGAAGCUCUGCAUCAACAAGCCGAUCAACUGGGUCCAGAGGUCGCCAAUUCCGAAGAGGUUUCCCAGAGGCUGGCUUCCAUCGAUAACAGAUACAAGGAGCUCUUGGAACUUGCCAAAUUGCGCAAACAAAGACUCCUGGACGCUUUGUCAUUGUAUAAGCUGCUCUCUGAAAGUGACGGGGUGGAACAAUGGAUCAACGAAAAGGAUAGGAUGCUGCAAACUAUGGUACCUGCGAGAGACAUCGAAGAUGUGGAGAUCAUGAAGCACAGAUACGAUGGUUUCGAGAAGGAAAUGAACGCAAACGCAUCCCGCGUCGCUGUAGUCAACCAGUUGGCACGUCAACUUCUCCACGUCGAGCACCCUAACUCCGAACAGGUGACCGCGCGUCAGAAUCAUCUGAAUCAGAAAUGGGCGGAACUUCGCGAGAAGGCGGAAGCCAAGAGGGAUGAACUCAACAACGCCCACGGUCUGCAGACGUUCCACAUCGAGUGCAGGGAGACGGUGUCCUGGAUCGAGGACAAGAUCAGGAUAAUCACGACCACAGACAGUCUGGAGAUGGACCUGACGGGUAUCAUGACUUUGCAGAGACGCCUCAGCGGUAUGGAGAGGGAUCUAGCCGCCAUACAGGCCAAGUUGAAUUCGCUCGAGAAAGAGGCCGACAGCAUCGAGAAGGAGCAUCCUGAAGAAGCCGCCGUUAUCAGAGAAAGGAUUACUCAAAUACAAAUCAUCUGGGAGAGGCUCACCCUCAUGCUCAAAGAAAGAGACGCCAAACUGGAAGAAGCCGGAGACUUGCACCGUUUCCUCAGGGAUCUGGACCAUUUCCAAGCCUGGCUCACGAAGACGCAGACCGACAUUGCUUCGGAAGAUACCCCAAGUUCCCUUGCCGAGGCCGAGAAGCUGCUGUCCCAACACCAGAGCAUAAAGGACGAGAUCGACAACUACACGGAAGACUACGACAAAAUGAUGGAGUACGGAGAGAAACUCACCGCCGAUCCAAGCACGCAGGACGAUCCCCAAUACAUGUUCCUCAGGGAGCGACUGAAGGCGCUCAAAGACGGCUGGGCGGAGAUCAAGCAGAUGUGGGAGAACAGGCAACAGCUGCUGUCGCAGUCGUUGAGUCUUCAACUGUUGAAUCGGGACGCCAAACAGGCUGAGGUUAUUCUCAAUCAACAGGAGAACGCGCUGAGCAAAGACGAACCGCCGACCACUCUCGAGCAGGCGGAGAACUUGCUCAAGAAGCACGAGGCCUUCUUGACCACCAUGGAAGCUAACGACGAGAAGAUCAACACUGUGGUCUUGUUCGCAAGGAGAUUGCAGGACGACGGACAUUUCGCCGCCGACAAGAUCGGAAAGAGGGCCGAUGUUAUUGAUGAGAGGCGCACGAUCAAUAGGGAAAAAGCCAUGGCUCUCACCGAAAAACUCCGCGAUCAACUGGAACUCCAACAGUACCUCAGGGAUUGCGACGAGCUCGGCGAAUGGAUCCAAGAGAAACACAUCACCGCCCAGGACGAGACCUACAGGUCGGCGAAGACCGUCCACUCGAAAUGGACGCGGCAUCAGGCCUUCGAGGCCGAGAUCGCGGCCAAUAAAGAGCGUCUGCACAACCUCGAGAAGGCCGGCGAAGAAUUGGCCAAGGAGAAACCGGAAUACGCGAACGCGAUCCAACCCAAGAUCGAGGAGUUGACGGAUCAGUUUGACGUACUGGAGUCCACCACCAAGGAGAAGGGCGAGCGAUUGUUCGACGCCAACAGGGAGGUGCUGAUACAUCAGACCUGCGACGAUAUCGACUCUUGGAUGAACGAACUCGAGAAACAGAUCGAGAGCGACGACACCGGCACCGAUCUGGCCUCCGUCAAUAUCAUGAUGCAGAAACAUCAGAUGAUAGAAACUCAAAUGGCCGUCAAAGCCAGACAGGUAACGGAGUUGGAAAAACAGACGCAGCAUCUGGAAACCAAAGCUCCAGAGAAGAAUAUGGAGGAGAUCAAGAUGAAGAAGACGCAGGUAGAACAGAGGUUCCAACAGCUCAAACAACCGCUCCUGGAAAGGCAGAGAAUCUUGGAGAAGAAGAAGGAGGCCCUCCAGUUCAGACGGGACGUGGAAGACGAACUCUUGUGGAUCGCGGAAAAAAUGCCGCAGGCUACCUCGACCGAAUACGGCAACAGCUUGUUCCAGGUCAAUAUGAUGGAGAAGAAGAAUCAGUCUUUGAGAACGGAGAUCGACAAUCACGAGCCAAGGAUAAACACUGUGUCGAACAAUGGUCAGAAAUUGAUCGACGAAGGUCAUGAGGAUUCCUCAGAAUUCAGUAGAUUGAUCGGAGAACUUCACAAAGCAUGGCAAGAACUGAAGGAUGCGGUUGAGAAUAGGAAAGAAAAUCUUUUGCGUAACGAGAGGGCGCAGCAAUACCUGUUCGAUGCCAAUGAAGCUGAAAGCUGGAUGAGUGAGCAGGAACUCUACAUGAUGGUAGAAGACAGAGGCAAGGAUGAAACGUCGGCCAGGAACUUCAUGAAGAAGCACGAGAGCUUGGAAGCGGCAGUCGAAGCAUUCGCCGAUACGAUCAGAAGCUUGGGCGAGACCGUCAGGUCUCUGGCGGCCGAGGGCCAUCCGUUAGCCGAACAGGUGGCUGUUAAGCAAUCUCAGUUGGACAAAUUGUACGCCGGUCUGAAGGAUUUGGCCGGCGAACGAAGGGCUAAAUUGGACGAAGCACUUCAACUCUUCCUCUUGAACAGGGACGUAGGGGACUUGGAACAGUGGAUAGCGGACAGGGAAGUUGUUGCUAGUUCCCACGAACUUGGCCAGGAUUACGAUCACGUGACCUUGCUUUGGGAGCGCUUCAAGGAAUUCGCCAAGGACACCGAGACCAUCGGUACCGAGAGGGUAGCCGGCGUCAAUGACAUAGCCGAUCAGCUGAUCGCUUCCGGUCAUUCCGAUUCGGCUACCAUCGCCGAAUGGAAGGACGGACUGAAUGAAGGAUGGCAGGACCUUCUGGAAUUGAUCGAGACCAGAACGCAGAUGUUGGCCGCGUCCAGGGAAUUGCACAAGUUCUUCCACGACUGUAAAGAUAUACUGGGCAGGAUAAUCGAGAAGCAGGUGGCGAUAUCCGACGAACUGGGAAGGGACGCGGGCUCCGUUAAUGCCCUGCAAAGGAAGCAUCUCAACUUCAUUCAGGACCUUCAAACGCUCCAAUCUCAAGUCCAACAGAUACAAGAAGAAUCUGCGAAACUACAAGCCAGUUAUGCGGGAGACAGAGCUAAGGAAAUAACGAAUAGGGAGCAAGAAGUGGUUGCUGCCUGGGCUGCCUUGCAAGCGGCUUGUGAUCAAAGGAAAGGAAAACUGGCUGACACUGGUGACCUGUUCAAAUUCUUCAACCUUGUAAGGACCUUGAUGCAAUGGAUGGAUGACGUCAUAAGACAGAUGAACACUAGCGAGAAACCGAGAGACGUGAGCGGGGUAGAACUUUUGAUGAACAAUCAUCAGAGUUUGAAGGCCGAAAUAGACGCUAGAGACGAUAAUUUCACAUCGUGCAUAUCCCUGGGUAAAGAACUGUUGAACAGGAGUCAUUACGCCAGUGCCGAGAUCAAAGACAAACUGGUCGCUUUGAGCAAUCACAGAAAUUCGGUUUUGCAGAGGUGGGAAGAACGAUGGGAAAACUUACAGCUUAUCUUGGAAGUCUAUCAGUUCGCGCGAGACGCGGCAGUGGCGGAAGCGUGGCUGAUAGCUCAGGAACCGUAUUUGAUGAGCACGGAAUUGGGACACAAUAUCGACGACGUAGAAAACCUGAUCAAGAAACACGAAGCUUUCGAGAAGUCGGCGGCUGCGCAGGAAGAAAGAUUCAGCGCGUUGGAAAGGUUGACUACGUUAGAAAAAUGUGAUGACUGCCUAAAACGUGGGAUGGAAUCAUUGCAUGAACCCGAUCUGUUGCGUCAUUGUGAUUUCGCACCCAUCUAUCCGACCUACGACAUCCCAAAACCCGUCCAUUUCCGCGACUUGAAACCACCCUACGUCGCAGAACUGAUCAGAAAUUUGGUCAAGAGUCGCGACGAAUUCUACAGCACUAAAAUCAGGUGUCGGAGACGGUUCAGCAUAAGAAAAGGAACGAUAAAAUACUACCCCGAUUACAGCGAGACGCCCAACGUACAAAUAAGUUUCCUGCAUCAUAAAAAUAUCAGAAAACAUCGGGCCGAUAAGUUUUUCGAGGAUAAGAUAAAAAAUAUAGAUCUCCGGAAGAACAUCGAGACGCCGCUGAAAAAUUUCAACCGUUCCUUCUCGAUGCACGAGCUCGAGUGGUUUCCUAAUUUGCGGGAGGAGUGUUUUCAACCGGCCGUAGUGCCGAAGAGACGGGUGUCGUUCUUGGGUCAGGACGAUAAGUUCGCGACUCGAGAUUUCCUAUUGGCCGAGAAACGUUCGAAUUUAAUGGAAAACGGGAAUGGAAAUGAUUUUAACGUAAAGUUGAACAACGCCGACAACGGUAGGGUGGUUUUGAGGAGGGGAAAGAUGAAAAUGGGCGUUGGGAUGAAACGUAUGUCUCUUCCGUUAAUGUCGAAAUCGAAUUCGUUCGAAUUGAGAGAAAUGAAGAGGAAACAGGAAGCCCAGGAAAAAGCGGAAGCCGAAGAAAGGGCAAGAAGAGAAGCCGAAGAGGCAGAAAGAAGAGCACAGAGGAUGGCUGAAGAGGCCGCUGCGGCGGCGGCCGCAGACAGGCCGGAUGCUGGUCCAUCUGCCACUGAAGAAAAGACAGUGCAUGGAGCCCAGCACCUAGAAGCAACGCGUAGUAGUCCGAGGACCCCAAAAAUACAAACCCCUGAGCCUAGUAGUAUUGCUAGUAAGGUCCAAAAAUCUAGUCCUGCACCAAGAUCCGAAGAGAAACCGACAAAACGCAAGGACCGCUCAAGAAGCAAGUCCCCCUUCCGCAGUUUCAGAUGGAAGAAGGGUUCUUCUAAGAGCUCGGGGGCAGUAAGUGACGACGAAGCUGCCACUACCACACCAGAACGUGGCAGUCCUACAGACGACGACAAUGUGGAAGGUAGUCUUGUACGUAAACACGAAUGGGAAAAUACCACAACCAAGGCCUCCAACAGGUCUUGGGACAAAGUGUAUGUGAUGCUUCGAGGCAUACAACUAACCUUCUACAGAGACGCCAAGACAGCUCACUCUUCAGCUGACCAGACCUUCAAGGGAGAAGCUCCUUUAUCCUUGCAUAAUGCCAAGGCUAGCCGAGCGGACGACUACAAGAAGAAGAAACAUGUAUUCCGAUUGAAGCUAGAAAGUGGAGCUGAAUUCUUAUUCCACGCACAGAACGAUACGGAAAUGAAUAUGUGGAUAUCGAAGAUCAACAGCAGAGCGGAAGCGGAUUCCGCGGGCCCUUCGCGCUCUCAAACAUUGCCGGCUUCUGCUCAAAAAGAGGAUUCCAAAAGACGCAGCUUCUUCACUCUCAAGAAAACGUAAAUCCCGCUCUAUUCCAUUGAUAUUCUUACCUCUUAGCUUUACCUGAUCAGACUGAGCGGAAAAUCAGUCCCUUUCACAUAUAAUUUCAGACUUAGCCUAUAUUCUUUUCUACUGUAGAAUGCACAGAUUAGGAAAAACUUCUGAUGAAGAAAUCAAAUGAAAAGAGUUGAAUUUUAAAUAGUCCUGACUAUCGAGUAAAAUUUUGACUGGAGCACAAAAAAAAUGUUGUACUAAAAUAUUACAUGAUGACGUAAUUUUUAGGUUGUUACAAAAGUGUAUAUCAAUAAUUGAGGGACAUAUUUCGCAUUCAGAUUUUUGAGUUCAACUCUGCGAAACUUUUAGCAGAAUUCUUUGAAGGGAACGUUUUCAACAUAUUAGUCCUUCAACCCCCUUGUAUUUUCUGAUAAGAAUAAUUGAUUAAAAUUGUAUGUAAAUCAGUAUAUUUGCAAAUUGUUCAGCCGCUGUGUUCGUUUAAUUUUUUUUUGUUUUGUUGCAAUAAAUAAUUCUAUUUCAAAAAUAGCUUGGCUUAUCGAAGAUAAGGAUGGAGUCUUUAUAUAUAUAUUUAUAUUAUUUGUAAUAAUUUUGAAAGUUUAGUAAUAUAUUUUACAUAAAAAAUGUGUGCUUUUAAGAAUAAAGUUAUAAAUAAAUAUUGUUUUUAGUA
Coccinella septempunctata (seven-spotted ladybird) is the source of this 8672-nucleotide messenger RNA. It is a transcript of the gene beta-Spec, whose product is annotated as spectrin beta chain. NCBI's taxonomy places the organism in Eukaryota, Metazoa, Arthropoda, Insecta, Coleoptera, Coccinellidae. Gene Ontology annotation, molecular function: phospholipid binding; structural constituent of cytoskeleton; actin filament binding. The transcript is spliced from 24 exons. The coding region runs from base 185 to 8011 and encodes 2608 amino acids. Gene Ontology annotation, biological process: actin cytoskeleton organization; neuron development. The record is from RefSeq and is a predicted model, not a curated record. Gene Ontology annotation, cellular component: cell projection; cell junction; plasma membrane.